Molecule: messenger RNA, 2310 nt
Organism: Scylla paramamosain (green mud crab)
Lineage: Eukaryota; Metazoa; Arthropoda; Malacostraca; Decapoda; Portunidae
Product: R-spondin-1-like
Exons: 5
Coding region: 726-1547 (273 amino acids)
Source: RefSeq, a predicted model, not a curated record
GCUCGUCGUUCGGGCUGGGCGAGGCCUCAACCCUCAUGUGUGUGUAGCCGCCGCGCCCGUGGCUUCGUAGAAGUGAAUAAAGGAAAGGAUUCGUUGAGAGACAGUCGAUAAUUUCUAACCAUGCAUGAGAAAAGCGUAAAAUGAAAACCUGAAUAACUCCCAAGUAUAAGAGAGAGAAAAAAUAGAGGAGGAGGAGAAUAAGAAGAAGAAGAAGAAGAAGAAGGGAGAAUAUAAAUCAUAGGUCUGAAAUUAAAAUGUUGCAAAUCGAAUAUGAACGGCGAUAAAUCAAAAUGAUGAGGACUAAGAAAGGUGAAGGUACGGGGAAUAAAUCAAGAGGACAAAGGAGACGGUAAAAUAUAGUAAGCAAAGUUGAAUACGUUCGAAAAUAAUGAAGACUGAAAAGAAGCAAGGGGUAGAGAGAGACAAAAUACGUGGAAACCUCAGUGAGCGAGGCGGAAAAUUUGCAUAACAUAUUGAAAAGGGAAAAGUGCGAAGGAUAACAGAAAAAAAAAACGACAAAAAAAGUCGAAAAAAAUCAUAAAAAAUCACCAGAAUUGGCCAAAAAAUAAGAAAGGAAACAAGGAAACUAGAUCACAGUUCCUUAAUAACUUAAAAAAUACUUAAACAUGAGAAUGGACUCACAGAUACCUAAAUGUAUAUAAACCAACCUACUACUACUACUACUACUACCACCACUACUACUACAACUACUACUACAAGGCAAGAUGGUGGCCGUUCAAGUCCUCCUCAUGAACUACUUCCUCUUGGGUCUCCACAACAACAACCAGCUCUCCAAUGACGUCAUUCCCCCGGAGCUGGUGAAGGAGGCUGGGUGUCCUCACGGGUGCGCGCGCUGUACGCCUAUUAACGGGUGUCUGGCAUGCAAGCCGCCCUUCUUUUUGCUGUUGCACCGGGAAGGCGCCUCACAGACCGGCUCCUGCACCCGUGCCUGCCCCGUGGGGUUCUUCAAACUCCGCCGCGGCAAGAAAAGAGGGUUUUGUGCCAAGUGCAUGCUGCGAGGGUGUAGCGAGUGCACCACGCGACACUACUGCUCCAUCUGCAAGGCUGGACUAGUUCGUCACGCGGGCAGGUGCAGGAAGAAAUGCCCCUUUGGUACGGAGAUCAGCCCCCGCACACCUGGUCUCUGCCUCUCCUCUCCCACGCCUCCGACAGAUCUCGACAACGAAAUCAUCAAAAUCAACAGGACGUGGGCGACAACAAAGACGGCAACCACGACGAUACAGCCCAUCAGUAACGCCACCUCCACGUCCUCCCUUCCCCCGGACCGCCCGCCCAAGAGGAAGAGGAAGAAGAAACGCAAAAAAGGGCGGAAGAACAAGAAGAGACACCGACGAAGGAAGCACAAGAAGAACCGGCUGAGGAACAGACGAAGGAAGGAGAUGAGAAGACGAAGACUCCGACAACAGAAGGAAAGAAGAAGGAAAAAGGUGCUUACAUCAAAUUCCACCGCCAUAACUACUACUACUAUUACUCCCACCACCAUCACUACAACCACUACUACAACUACUACUCCACUUUUCACUUAAAUGCUCUGUAACUUGACUACUUUUUUAUUAUAUGUAUUUUUUGCUCGACUUAUCACAGCUAUUCACACACUCACACACUCGCUGUCCGCAGAUGUCCUAUAGAGAAGCCCGUGUUACAUUUUCUUUAGCUCCCCAUUAAAAAACAGUUUGCCAGUCCGUUUUCUUUCUAAUGAGCGCGCGGUAUAAUAGAACUAAACUCAAAAGAAAACGCUUGAUCUCAUAGAAAAAAAAUAUAUACACAUGACAGUUUUAUAUUAGUAGUUAUUCUACUUUACUUAUUUCACUCUUAUUUUUUUUUUCAUCCUGUUUCCGAGAUUGACUUUUCUCUUUCGUAUCUUUUUUUGCGACGUUCCUAAUUCUCUCCUUUUAUUUUACGUUUUUAUUUUAUUUUAUUUAUUUAUUAUUUUUUUUUUCUUUAUUUCGUUAGUAAGCCUCGCGUGUCCGUGUACGUAGAGCCAAGUGACAUGUACGUUUAGUCUAACACACACACACACACACACACACACUUCUUAACCCCGCCAAGGUCUUUUUUGUAAAUAAUUUUCAAGUGAUAUAUUUGUAAAUAACCUACUUUAGCAUUAAUAUAUAUUUUUUCUAUCUUCUUUUUUUCAUUUUCUUCUUUCCUUAUUUUUUUCUUCUUUCUUUGUUCCCUUUCUCUGUUUUCAUUGCUAUUUUCUUUCCUUUUCUCUGCCUGUUUCUCUCUCUCUCUCUCUCUCUCUCUCUCUCUCUCUCUCUCUCUCUCUCUCUCUCUCUCUCUCUCUCU